Messenger RNA from Acanthosepion pharaonis, 1041 nucleotides. NCBI's taxonomy places the organism in Eukaryota, Metazoa, Mollusca, Cephalopoda, Sepiida, Sepiidae. The record is from the annotation of a GenBank genome assembly.
AUGGCUCUUUUUGGCUCUGAUUUAGAACGACAAGUCAAAAAGGAAUCUGCCCAAACCGAACCUGCAUGGGAAGGAGCUGGUCAAGAAGUGGGACUCAAAAUCUGGAGGGUUGUGAAAUUUGAAAUCAAGGAUUGGCCUCAGGAAGAGUAUGGCAGUUUUUAUAACGGCGAUUCUUACAUUAUUCUGAACACUUACAAAGAGGGCGAUUCUGAGGAUUUGGAAUAUGAUGUUCACUUUUGGAUUGGAAAAAACAGUUCACAGGAUGAAUAUGGCACUGCUGCUUACAAGACUGUUGAGUUGGAUACUUUUCUCGAUGACAAAGCUGUGCAACAUAGAGAAGUCCAAGGAUUUGAGUCUGACCUUUUCAAGAGUUACUUCAAGAAACUCAUGGUGAUGGAAGGUGGUGCUGAAAGUGGAUUCCGUCAUGUUGUACCUGAAGAAUAUAAACCCAGGCUGCUGCGUUUCUGUGGUACCUCCCGCAAUGUUGAAGUCUAUGAGGUCCCCAAACACAAAAGCUGUUUGAAUUCAAAUGAUGUCUUCAUUUUGGAUAUGGGACGCACCAUUUAUCAAUACAAUGGUACUAACAGCAAUAAAGACGAAAGAUUCAAGGCUAUGCAGUUUGUCCAAGAACUUGAAUCUGAACGUGGAGAUGCAAAGGGUGAAGUUCUGGAAGAAGAUGAUCUGCGUGACUCUCAUGAAUUCAUGCAACAGCUUACUGAUGAAGAGCCCGAUGAUCCUGACGUUCCUCUUGAGGAUGAGGAAAAGAAACUUUAUCGGUUGAGUGAUCACAAGUUUGAUCAAAUUAAAGCUGGAGAUGAAAUUAGUAAAGGCGACCUUGUCAGUGACGAUGUCUUUUUGCUUUACAAUGGCAAGAAUGUGUUUGUCUGGGUUGGCAAUAAUGCAUCAAGAGAAGAAAAGAGAAAUGGCAUUCCCUAUGCACAUAGUUUCUUGGGUGGUGAAGUUGGCAAACCCAAUUGUCCAGUCACUGUGAUUUCUGAAGGUCAAAGAUCCAAUGCCUUUGAAGUAGCAAUGACUGCUUAA